This is a messenger RNA of Knipowitschia caucasica, 474 nucleotides long. NCBI's taxonomy places the organism in Eukaryota, Metazoa, Chordata, Actinopteri, Gobiiformes, Gobiidae. The record is from the annotation of a GenBank genome assembly.
AUGACCGCCGCCACUGAGGCAGAACCAUCGACUGGAACCGUGUGCGAGGUGAUCAGCGAGGCCAGUGCCACACCACACACGCCUGCCGCGAUGUGGAGGGCAGCUUCGGCCUGGAGACUAUCCUGUGACGCUUCGAGUGCCGUGAUCAAGAAGAACCCGGUGCUUCCCCCUCCACCGGCUACUCCAUGGACUUUCGAGGGCUCAUCCGUGGCCUGUCUGUGCGCCAUCUCCAGGAACAACUUGAGAACUGCAAGCAACCUUUUCGACAGGAUACUUGGCGAUGGACUGCCGCCAGUGACGGCUUCAUCCGCCACCAUCAGAACCGUCCUCAUUUUGGCUUACAACUCAAGCGUGGACCACAGUCUGCUCUUCAGACGGGACCCAGGUUAUGUGUCGUUAGAUUCGGGGCGCCGCCAUGACAGUUCUUCUUCUGACUGUGAGAGUCUGCAGCUCAGGGCCAUCUGUGCAAUCUGA